This is a messenger RNA of Dibothriocephalus latus, 570 nucleotides long. The record is from the annotation of a GenBank genome assembly. NCBI's taxonomy places the organism in Eukaryota, Metazoa, Platyhelminthes, Cestoda, Diphyllobothriidea, Diphyllobothriidae.
AGCUUUGUCUUUCCUUCCAGCGGUCGCAUUUAUGUCUUCUUCUUCACCCUUCUCGUCUACGUAACUUUCCAUGCCUCCCGGAAGCCCAUCAGUGUAGUGAAACCUGUGCUGCACCCCAAUUGCACGGAAAUCGCCCAGAAGGAAAAUAAGACAAUCGUCCCUGAAAAUGCAACUUUCUGCAUGUGGGCACCGUUUGGUAAGACAUCCUCUGUAAUCACUGACCAAAGCUUGCUCUUCUUAUCUACACCCUUUCAAAAACAGAGUCCUAAAUUGGGAAGCUUCUUUACCGCGGUUGCCUCUAAAUGGCGGAGCAUCCUAGAACGCAGUGGCGGUUGCUGUAAACUUCAAUGCUUCUGUCUGCUGCCUGUAUCACCCCCCUCGGUCUUCCCUAUUUUUAGUGGCCAUGUGGCUGAACGAAUGGACCUCCGCGUGUUUCUGACGAUUGGUUGCCUACUCUCCGGCCUCACUACCGCCCUCUUCGGCCUGGGCUACUUUUGCGACAUUCACCAUCUGCCCUUCUACCUUGUUGCCCAGGUACGUGUUGCCUCUGCCCCCCACAGUUCUUCAUAA